GAGCAGAGAGCAAGCGCACAGAGUUUGUGUCGUGCGCUGAGGAAAUCUCUAUCGCGAUAUAACGGUGGAAUACAUCAAUGGGAGUUCCAAAACACCUGAUUUUGGAAACGGCGACGAGAGUUUGUCAAAGGCAAAGUUGUACUAACUGCUCUUGGAGUUCACAUUCGCUAAAACGACAGAUGAGUCUCAUCUAGAUGACCUUCCUGUGGUACGGCAUGGAAGACCACACCGGUUGGUCUUUCCUGUAGGAUGGUGGCGCACAGUUCAGUGGAAGGGAAUCAAGGCACAGAAGAACCCCAAGCGAGGACAGAAGCCUCCCCAGAGGUCUCCCAAUCCCAAAGGCCCAGGCCAAGCCAACUGGCAGCGGUUAUCCAGACACAUUUCAGGCCCUUCAACUAUGCCAGGGACUUCAAGACCAUCGCGAAGACCACCUCAAUGCUAGAGGAGAGUGGCUUCUAUUGGGGUCCCAUGACUGUGGAGGAAGCGCAUCAGAAGCUGAAGAAGGAGCCAGUGGGAACUUUCCUGAUCCGGGACAGUCGUCAGAGUGACGUCUUCUUUACACUGAGUUACACAGCACAAAACGGUCCCGUCAGCGUCCGGAUUACCUUCAAGAAUUCCAAAUUCAGUCUGACUGGCAGCAAGCAAUCUUUUGACUGUCUUUUCAAACUGCUGGAGCACUACAUCAGUUCCCCGAAGAAGGGUCUCGUCAGGCCCUACAGGAAAGAACAGGUGCAGUCCCUGCAGCAGCUGUGCCGCAGACGGAUUAUUGAAACAUGCGGCGGAAAAGACAUCGACUGCAUCCCUGUGCACCCGAUCCUCAAAGACUUCCUCCAUGCCUUCCCUCAUCCACUAUGAAGACGAGACUCAUUGCAUUAAAGCGCUGCUGGAAUAUUCUGGAGAUACUUGAUGGACUCCUCGUGGUCCUGCUCUGUUUUAGGACGCAGGAAUCAUACUGUAGCACAUUUUGGAAUAUCAUUCUUGAACACUGCACAAUGAAAGUUUACAUUGUUUGUGAAUGUUUACACUCUAUGGGAAUAUUGUGUUCCUUCGAUUAUAUUUCUGCUAUGCAGAAAGAUUUAUUUCAAGAUAAUACUUUUUAUAAAAAUAAUAAAUAUAUUUGUA
Messenger RNA from Sinocyclocheilus anshuiensis, 1122 nucleotides. Its product is annotated as suppressor of cytokine signaling 1-like. The record is from RefSeq and is a predicted model, not a curated record. Gene Ontology annotation, cellular component: phosphatidylinositol 3-kinase complex. The transcript is spliced from 2 exons. Bases 250 to 855 code for a protein of 201 amino acids. NCBI's taxonomy places the organism in Eukaryota, Metazoa, Chordata, Actinopteri, Cypriniformes, Cyprinidae. Gene Ontology annotation, molecular function: 1-phosphatidylinositol-3-kinase regulator activity. Gene Ontology annotation, biological process: phosphatidylinositol phosphate biosynthetic process; intracellular signal transduction.